AUGAAUCGUUAUCAAUUGCUAUAAUUAUCCCUUGUGAUCUCUGGGUUGAUUCAAGUAUCAGCUUUCAAAACUAAUUUUGAUUUCCAUGGAAAUAACAAUCACAAAAAUAAUGAUAAAAAGGAGGAUUAGAAAGUAAAUGAAGAGCCAAUUUAAGUUCAUUUGAUUGGUCAUACGCAUAAUGAUCUAGGAUGGUUGAAAACAGUAGAUUAGUCAUUCACUGGUACCAAUGAAAAGUAAGCAAGAGGAUCUAUUUAAAUGAUUUUGGACACUACUAUACAUCACCUAAUAAAAGAUCCUAGUAAAAGGUUUUGCUACUGUGAAAUUAAGUAUUUCUCGAUGUGGUGGAAAUAUUAGAAUGAUGAAAUGAAGCAAAAAGUAAAGGAUAUUGUUAAAUAAGGUAGAUUAGAGUUUGUCAAUGGUGGAUGGGUAUCUCACGAUGAAGCCACAACUAACUACGAAGAUUAAAUCAACAAUAUGUACAUUGGUCAUCAAUUUCUAAAGAAAGAAUUAGACUAUAGUCCGAAAGUUGCUUGGCAAGUAGAUGUUUUCGGUCAUUCUACUUCAGCUCAGAGACUUUUUCCUGACAUGGGUCUGAAUGCUGUCUAUUUUGAGAGAAUUGACGGCUAAGAUUUGCAAAACAGAAUUUAGAAUAAAAACUUUGAAAUGUAGUGGAGACCAAUGUUUAAUCAUGUCGGAAAGUAAAGUUAGAUAUUUUCUCAUGUCUUGAAAGAUGGUUAUUGCAAUGAAAACUACUUUGGCUUUGAUUCAAGAGAUGACUCUGAUAAUGAUACAGCUUUUAUAGACAAUCCAGAUUAUGACACAUUCAAUGCUGACUGGAAAAGCCAAGAAUUCAUGAAAAUUGUUCAAUCAUUUGUUUAAGCAUAGAGACAUAAUCAUGUAAUGAUUUCAUUUGGAUGCGAUUUUUAUUUCUAAAAUGCUUGGCAAACAUUCAAAUCCAUGGACAAAAUGAUAAAAUAUAUAAACGCGAAAUACUCUAAUGUCUCUUUAUUCUAUUCUACUCCUGGUUAUUACUCCGAAAAAAUAUCUCAGCUAGACAUUACUUGGCCUACAAAUUAUGACGACUUUUUCCCAUAUAGACAACCUAGCUCUCUAGAUGAUGUGUGGUCUGGCUACUAUUCAACUAGACCUACACAUAAAAAAAUAGUUAGAGAUGCAUCAACUUUACUCUAAGCAGCAAAUAGAGUUUAUGCACUUAAGGUCAUUGAUUAAUCAGCAAGCGAAUAAGAAAUUCAGGUCACAAUGCAAGCUUAGUACAAUUUAUUAGAUUAAUUGGGAAUUCAAUAGCAUCAUGAUGCUAUUACUGGUACAAGUAGCUUAAUUGUAGCUGAUGAUUAUAUGAGGAGAAUAGUAAAAAGUAUGAAUGAUAAUAAUAUAGUAUACUAGAAAAUUAUCAGUGAUUUAGCUUUUAAGAGUUUUGGCAUUGAUUCAAAUACUUGGGAUCAAUGCACUCUAAAUAAUUAAACUUAUAUUGAGUGUCCAGUUUCAGCUUAUUAAGACUAGUCAUUCUUAGUAGUAGCUCAAAAUCCAGCAAAUAUCGAGGUACAAUACUAGAAAAUAAAGUUGCCAAGUGAUAAAUACGAUGCUCAAGUCUGGAAUACAACAACAAAGCAAUUCGAUCCUGUCAGAUCAGAGAUUUUUUGCCAUGAAUUUACCUACAAAGAUUCAAAUUAAACAGUCAAUAACUGUGAGAUGAUUGUUGAAAAUCCUAUUUCUAUUGAUUCUCUCUCACUUAUUAAAAUCAACUUUCAAAAUACUAAAAAGUCUCUUGAAUAGAAAAAAUAGUAAAAUAAAUUGAAUAAAAUCAGCUACCUAGGUGAAGAUGAGAACGGUUCAUUGUUUUAAGUAACAGAUUUAAAAGGCAUAAACAGGCAAUUCUACUUUUAAUUGAGAUACUACCAAGUUGAAAGUUCAAGUUAAACUCACUCAUCUAGUGAUGUAUAUAAGUUUCAACCAAAAUUAGACCAUUAAAUAUCAAUCCAAUACAAUACCUUUACAGAUCAAGUUACAUCUAAUGGAGAGUUUUGUUAAGAAAUCUUUAUUAGAUAUCUCAAUAAAACUAGUGGAGAUAGAUAUGCUGAGGUUAAAGUAAGAGCUUACGAGAAACUCCCAACUAUAGAAUUUGAGGUUUAUAUGGAUGAAAUACCUUCUGACUAAGGAGCUCAAGAAAUCACUGUAAAUUUCAAGGAAAAGGAAACUAAUUCUAAGAAAAAAUAAUUAGACAAUGGAUAGGUAUUCUACACAGAUUCAAAUGGUCUUGAAAUGCAAAGAAGAGAAUUAAAUAAGAAACCAAAUUUCCAAUACAAGACUAAUGCAGUUAAAGCAUUCAAUUUUUUCCCUGUUACCUCCUCAAUAGCAAUAGUAGAUAAUCAAAAGAAAAUGCAAAUGACAAUUAUGAAUGAUCGAGCAUAAGGUGGUUCAUAUGAUGACAAAUCUAAAAGUAUAGAAUUACUUUUCAACAGGAGAAUCUAUGAGUUUAGCGGAGAGGUAAUCAACAGUCCACUUCGGGGCACUUUUUGGGUUCAUCUGUUCGAUAGAACUUAGGAAUAAUCUUAUCAGAGACAGCAGCAAAUUUAAACUGAGCAAGCAAUCUAGUAUUUCUAUACCAGUCAAUGGAAAGAAAACCUGAAUGUCAUGAGUCAUGCAAAAAUUAAUAAAGAGGGUAGAUUUGCAAAAUUUGUGAAUGAAGAUAAAAGAAAUAUAACGAUCAAGAUAAAUUUGAUUCCUCAGGAAAAGAACAAGAUUCUUGUUAGAUUUUAUAACUUGGAAGAUAUUUUCGAUUACUAAUCAAACUCAGAUUUAGAUAAGACAUUGGUAUAUAUCGAUGUUCAAGAUUAUGCAAAGUAAUUAUUCAGAGAAGCAAAUUCUAAGUUAAAUGAUCCUAAUGUUCAAAUAAUUGAAAAAGGACUGACUGGAGUUCAAGAUAUGUCAGAUAUAAUAAAGAAUAAAAACAAUCUUAAGGGAGAUGAUGAUUCAAAAAUAACUCCGCCCCCUACUUUUGAGGAUCCAAGUAAGUAUAAAAUAGCUCUUGUUGCUCAGUAGAUAAGGACAUUUGAACUAACUUACACAUUAAAGUAUAAUAAAAUCAGAGAUGAGAUUAUCUAAUGA
Messenger RNA from Stylonychia lemnae, 3126 nucleotides. The record is from the annotation of a GenBank genome assembly. NCBI's taxonomy places the organism in Eukaryota, Ciliophora, Spirotrichea, Sporadotrichida, Oxytrichidae.